AUGAAGUUUGGUAAAUACUUGGCAACAAGAUCCUUGGAGUUGCCGGAGUACUCAGGGCAUUUUAUCAACUACAAAGCUCUGAAGAAGCUCAUAAACCAACUAGCGAUACAGGAUGAUUCUCUGUCCCUGCAGGAUAAGAAGGGUUCAUUUUUUUUCAAAGUCGAAAGGGAGCUGGAGAAAGUUAAUGAGUUCUACCUGGAAAAGCAAAGUGAAUUGCGCAUCAAGUUGGAUAUUUUGAUGAUGAAAAAGAAUAAGCUUUUCAACCAGUCCUCUGUUGAGAAGAGCUCCAUAGACUUCAUCAGCCUUUACGAGUCGUUGAAGAAAUUUUCCUCUGAUUUGGACCGGUUGCAACAGUUUGUUGAAUUGAACGAAGCGGGAUUUACUAAGGUGUUGAAAAAAUGGGACAAGAGAUCAAAAUCUACUACGAAAGAACUGUACCUCUCUAUCGCUGUCAAUGUUCAACCUGUCUUUCACCGAAAUGAGAUCAUUGAGCUGAGCGAUUUGGUGGCGACAAACCUAUUAGAAUUAGAAGCACAGGCUGAUGGAGAUGUUAUUAUACGUUAUGAGAAACAGGCCACCAAGGCAAUACCUUCUUCCAAAUCGGACCGCUUGUUUGACCAGCUCAUUUUCAUGAUAAAGACAGUCGACCCUAGUGUCAUCUUGGAAAAACUUACCAAACUUUUUCAAUCUUUUCUUGACGAAAACAAUUCUGACAACAUUUCAUUCAAAUUAUCAAAUCUUCUCUAUUUAUUAACUUUAAACGAGAACGUCUCAAAUGAGAUUAUCCUUCAUUUCAUUAACUUCUUCUCUAACCUCAACUUUUCCAUGGUUGACGAUUUGACAGGAAGGAAUUUCUUGCAUCAACUGGUGAUUUCCAAGGUUGAUAGAUAUCCAGUAUUAGACCAGAUUGUUAGAAACCCAGACUUUGAUCCAUCUACUCUACCUGUGAUCAAAGAUUUUAACGGACGAACACCUUUACAUUAUGUGGCUGAAGCUGGAAACUUGAAUACGCUUCAACUUCUUCUCCAAUAUACUAAUAUAAAACUUGUCAUCGACGCGUUGGAUGGUAACUCCAUGUGUGCUUUGCUAUUGGCCGUUAUAAACAGGCACAUUGAUAUUUUACAGCUACUGCUUGCUAACGGAAGCAACCCUUUUCCGACUCAGAGCGAAGUGCAACCGGUUUACUUGCCCUUGAACAUUGCAUGCCAAUUAGGCGACGAGGAGAUAGUCAAAAUCCUAUUAAGCUCUACAAAGCACUCGGAGAAUCAACUGAAUAAUUUCUUUCAGUGCAACGCAGAAGGCCUCUUACCUUUGCAUAUUGUGGCCAGUUUGGGGAACCACAAUUUAAUCACUCUCUUAUUAGAUCAUGGGGCUGAUGUCAACCAACUUGAUAAACUCAACAAAUGGACCCCCAUGUUUUAUGCGGUAAUUCAGGGAAAUCCCCAAACAGUUGAACUGUUAAUUGCAAACGGUGCUGAUUUCAAGCUUCGAGAUGACGACAAUUUAGAUCCCCUUUAUUAUGCAGUCCUAGAAGGUAAUGUUUACGUGAUGAACGUUUUAUUAAAAUACUUGAAAGACGAACCAGAUAAGAAAUUGACACCUUCGAAAUCUCAAGGUCCUGAGAAGCCACACCUAACUCCCAGUGUUCUUUCCAUUUCUUCAGUGCCCAGCUCAGUCACAGAUCUAAUUCCUGAUUUGUCUCUACCGCCGCCUAUUAUACCCCUCCGAAAAUAUGGUCACAAUUUCUUGGAAAAAAAGAUUUUUUUGAAGUUCAACUUUUUCACAGCUAGAGACUCACUCAAGAUUAACCCUGACACCUUUCUAACAUCCGUUCCAGGAAGGCUAACAGUAAGUUUCAACAAGGAUGACCUUAUUCCUAGGAACUUGAUUUUACCCAUCUCGAGUAAAGAGAACACAAUUGCCUUACAAGUGGAUUCCCUUGACGAUAUAAUGAUUGACUUUGAACUUUACCCAACAUUCGGAACCAGACUAAUAGCUAAGUCGACCUUGUCUGCUUCGUUACUGUUAUCUCGUUAUAACAAGGAAACAGAUGUUUAUAUCUCCUUGCCGUUAUUCGACGUAAGACUAAGAAAUAUUGGCCAACUGCAGUUUAGCUACCAAGUUAUUUUUCCAUACAGUGGUAAACCGUUGGAAAUCUCAAUUUACGAAACGUAUUGGAAGUCCACUAAUAACCAAAGUUCGCAACAACUGGUAAAAUCAACAUACUUUUCGUUUGUCACAGCUUCAUCAUUAUCUGGUCAAUAUUAUAGGGUCAAAGUGUUUUUGUCGCAUGACGGAAUUCCUUUGGUUGCCCCUGAGUGGUAUUUGGAACUGGCCCCAAAUCUCCGUGUGCCAAUAAGCAACUUUACUUAUAGUCAACUAAAGGUGAUGCUGCUACAUAAUCAUGAUAUACCAGAGCGGACUGCAAAUGUGAAAGAUUUCAAGCAAUUGGAAAUUUUAUUGGAUCAGCUCAAAUGUAUUCCUCUGCAAGUGCUGCUAGAGAAUCUCCCUAUCAACUUAUCCAUCGAUUUAGAGAUCUUCUAUCCCACACUAUAUGAGUUGACUUUUGCCGAUCUUCCUCUCGCCCGAUUGAACGUUAAAGGGAAUGAACUGAUUUUGAAGACCAAUGAAAUCAACUAUUACACUGACACAAUAUUGACUACUGUUUUUGAUCACGUUAGAAGCUCUCGUCAAACUAUUCAGCAUGAUCAGAAAACUAGAUCGAUGAUAUUUUCUUCGAGUAACCCCAGCAUUUGCACUAUUUUGAAUUGGAAGCAACCCAAUUAUCCGGUCCUUUUCAACAUGAGUGGUGUGGUGUUUGACGAUGAGGAAAAAACAUUCAAAUACGUUAGUGCUAACGGGUUUCCAAUCUUGGAAGACUUUGAACGCACUCUGACUAAAGAUAGAUCUAAUAUCAAGUUGGACAAUAUUGACAGUAUCAACAAGAAGGAGUCUAACUCUUAUACCGACGAGCUUGUCAAUCAGCACUGCAUCUCAAAGUCCAUUAAACAGGCCGUCUUUUUCGCUACUUCUAACAAUUUGCUGGGUAUAAUAGUUUCAAAUCAAUUGUUGAAGGUGUGUCCUCGUCUUAUUGAAGAUAUACGAUCUCGUGGAUUAAUUUUGGUGGCAUCUGAGAACAAUAAGACGCCGUACGAUAUAAUCGAUGAUGUCAACGGGUUACGAUUGAAUGAUAUUCUAACCUUCCAAGAUGACAUAGAUAUGUGA
Molecule: messenger RNA, 3225 nt
Organism: Komagataella phaffii GS115
Lineage: Eukaryota; Fungi; Ascomycota; Pichiomycetes; Pichiales; Pichiaceae
Exons: 1
Coding region: 1-3225 (1074 amino acids)
Biological process (GO): lipid metabolic process
Molecular function (GO): protein binding; phosphoric diester hydrolase activity
Source: RefSeq, a predicted model, not a curated record